UCUCCCCCAUCUAAACCUAGCUUUUAUUUUUCUCCUCCUAGUUUUAUUCUUCUUUGCCGCGUUCUUCAAACCCUAGCCCUAGGUCUCUCUUCGUGGUGUUGGGUCUGAACUCGCCGCUAGUCACCGUAAUCGCCACCGCGAAACCCUAGUUCUGUAGAUCUCCCGAUAAGUAGAACCUUGGGAUCUCGAAAUAAUGUCUCGCUGCUUUCCUUACCCGCCUCCGGGUUAUGUGAGGCGCGGAGUGCAUAGCGCAGCCUUGAUCGAAUCGAUUAAGGUUGGUUGGGCGAACUAUUUGGUUUUCGCGUUUUUUGAUCCGAAUUGCUUGUUGUGAUUGAGAUCUGAUUGUUGUUGUAAAUUUUUUUUAUUGUAAAUACGAUAGCCCCUUGUUAAUUUUGCCCCUCAGCUGUGCAAUGUACAGGACACGAUGAAAAUUGUUAUUUAUGUUAAAAUUUAGUGUUUGAAUCGUAGAUAUACUGUCUGAAUGGCUUGUAGGGACUCCAAACUGAGUUCUGGUUUUUGUAGAUCGGCUUUUUCCGUUAUCUUUUUGCUUGUUGCGACAGGGUAGAUCCUGACGGGAAACCCCUUUUACAGAAGUAUGACCCUUGUUUCAGUUUCUUUGUAGGUUUUCUCUCAUACUAAUAGAGAAUAUUAUAUUUGAAAUUCAAUAACGUUGGAUCUAGUUUACUAAGGGAGUUUGUAGGGUUGUGAUUUUUUGAGAUUAAAGAUUGUGGUUGUUAUAUCUAUGAUAACUCAAUAGCCCUUAGGAAGCAAGUGAUUUUGUUGACACUGAAAUCUUCCCACUUAAUUUGUGUGGUCAAUCAUGAUUCUUUGGUCUUCCCUUGCCCUUCUAUUCUAAAUACUUUAUUCUGGUACAAUAAAGUUCCAGAAGGAAGGGGAGAAGGCUAAAACAGAACAGGGAAAAGAGAAGAAAAGGGAGAAGGGGAGAAGUAAAGAGAAGAAACUAAAGGCUGAGAAAACCCUCGUAACUGCUGAGAAAUUGAAGAAGCCUGAGGAUGAAAAAAUUAGAGUUGAAACUGAACAAUUGGAGAAGAGUGACCUUACUGAAGAGCACGGGCAUCCUUGCUACUUGUCUGAUGGUUCACAAUCCAGCAGUAAGAGGAAAAGAGAGGCUCCGUCUAAUGAAUGCCAAAGUAAGGG
This is a messenger RNA of Rubroshorea leprosula, 1158 nucleotides long. Lineage: Eukaryota; Viridiplantae; Streptophyta; Magnoliopsida; Malvales; Dipterocarpaceae. The record is from the annotation of a GenBank genome assembly.